Brassica oleracea var. oleracea is the source of this 1284-nucleotide messenger RNA. RefSeq lists its product as uncharacterized. Lineage: Eukaryota; Viridiplantae; Streptophyta; Magnoliopsida; Brassicales; Brassicaceae. The record is from RefSeq and is a predicted model, not a curated record. The coding region runs from base 102 to 1115 and encodes 337 amino acids. The transcript has a single exon. Gene Ontology annotation, biological process: auxin-activated signaling pathway.
CACUACUCUCAACUCCCAAGCAAACGGAAGAAGAAACAAAGCGUGCCUCUCUCUCUCUCUUAAUCAUUCUCCUCCUCUCUCUAUAAAAAAAAUCAAUACUCAUGGAUCCUUGGGAUAAAACUAACUCAUUAGACCACCACCACCACCGUCGCCAAGAUCAUCGCCAUCCUUCGUUCUCCUCCACUCUCCUCGACCAAAUCUACAACUCCAUCGACUCCUCCUCUCCCUCCGACGUCUCCACGAGGAAGAAGCAAAACCGUGCAGUGGAGAAAAUCGAGAAAAUCCCCGUUAACCGCCGCGCAGUCGCCGGAGAUUCAGUUAGAUCAAGGAAUCUCAAGACCGCUGAGCCAGUUUUCUUCAAGCAUUCGAGCUCCUCCAGCUCCUCAGACUCAAGCGGACUCUCCUCUUCCUCUUCCGACUCCUUCUACAGGCGAUCUCGUUCUCCGCCGGAGAUUCCCCAUCCGAAGCCGAUUCGAACCACCGUCGAGAGACUCGAACGACCUAACGAUAAUAAUAAUAAAGUGAAAUCGAAGGCGUUGAAGAUGUAUAGCGAUUUGAAGAGAGCGAAACAGCCGAUUUCUCCAGGCGGACGUCUCGCCACUUUCCUUAACUCUAUUUUCACCGGAAACGCAAAGAAACCGAAUAAAACCGCCACGUCAUCAUCCACCACUUGCUCCUCAGCUUCUUCCUUCUCCAGAUCUUGCUUGAGUAAAACGCCGUCGUCUAGUGAAAAAUUAAAACGGUCUGUGCGUUUCUGUCCUGUUAACGUCGUCCUCGACGAAGAAGACUCCAAGAAGCGUAGUGGCCACAUUAACAACAACGAAUUGUACGGAAACAACGAGCGUGAGAGCCGAGUCAUGGAGGAGAAUCGUCGCGUGAUUGAAGCAGCCAAGGAACUUAUCAGAACUUACCAGAAGAAUAAAGACGUCGUUAACAUCAUCGGCAAAGAAGAAGAAGAUGAUGAUGAAGACGACGAUGACGAUGGUGCGAGCUGCGCGAGCUCCGAUCUGUUCGAAUUGGAUCAUCUAUCGGUGAUUGGAAUCGGUAGUUAUCGAGAAGAGCUUCCCGUCUACGAGACGACUCGUUUUAACACGAACCGUAUAGUCUCCAGAUGAUAACUAUUCUCCAAUUAUGUAUAACUAAUUGCGUAGUUUCCUAAUGUAGUAACUACUUACUGGUUUAAGGGUGGAUUAAUUGGUUUUGGAUUAUACAGUUGUCUGAGUGAUGCUAUUUGCAUGCCGUGUUGUUUGAUCGCGUUAAAUUGCCACGCCGAACAUUCUUAUU